Messenger RNA from Menidia menidia (Atlantic silverside), 603 nucleotides. NCBI's taxonomy places the organism in Eukaryota, Metazoa, Chordata, Actinopteri, Atheriniformes, Atherinopsidae. The record is from the annotation of a GenBank genome assembly.
AUGUCCAAGUCAACUCUCCUUAAGGUCAUCCUGCUGGGCGACGGCGGCGUGGGCAAGUCCUCUCUCAUGAACCGCUACGUCACCAACAAAUUUGACUCGCAUCUCUUUCACACCAUCGGCGUGGAGUUUCUCAACAAGGAGCUGGAGGUGGACGGGCACCACGUCACCCUGCAGAUCUGGGACACCGCCGGCCAGGAGCGCUUCCGCAGCCUCCGCACGCCAUUCUACCGCGGCUCCGACUGCUGCCUGCUCACCUUCAGCCUGGACGACGGCCAGAGCUUCCACAAUCUGGCCAACUGGAAGAAGGAGUUCAGUUAUUACGCCGACCUCAAGGAGCCCGACAGCUUCCCCUUCGUGGUGCUGGGCAACAAACUGGACGUCCCCGAGCGGCAGGUGUCGGGCGAGGAUGCCCGGCAGUGGUGUCGCGAAAACGGCGGGCACCCGUACUUCGAGACCAGUGCCAAGGACGCUACCAACGUAGCGUCGGCCUUCGAGGAGGCGGUGCGGCGCAUACUGGCAUCGGACGACAGAGACGAUCACCUCAUCCACACAAACACAGUCGACCUGCAGAGGAAGACUCACCCCACCUCCAGCUGCUGCUGA